This is a messenger RNA of Salvia miltiorrhiza (redroot sage), 3568 nucleotides long. Its product is annotated as protein WEAK CHLOROPLAST MOVEMENT UNDER BLUE LIGHT 1-like. The transcript has 3 exons. The coding region runs from base 170 to 3265 and encodes 1031 amino acids. The record is from RefSeq and is a predicted model, not a curated record. NCBI's taxonomy places the organism in Eukaryota, Viridiplantae, Streptophyta, Magnoliopsida, Lamiales, Lamiaceae.
UUUUUGGGGAGAGAGUAUUUCUGGGAGCUGAGAGUUAUUUUAGGAGCCAAAAAAUGACAAUAAAAAGUUUUUGUCUUUAUCUUCUAAUCUUUUCAUUUGACUUUCGUCUUCAUUGUCGUUUUCUCGUGAUUCUUGAUAGUUGGUUAGCUUCUCUUAGCAUUCUAUCCGGAUGGAGGGAGCUAUAAAUUCCGACGAUGACGAUUCCCCGUAUGCUUCUGUCGACGACAACGCGUCAACUACUAAUGUUUCAUCACCUGGAAGUAGAACUUCACCACUAGCGGCAGAUGAGGAGAACAGGCCAGCUGCUAUUUUCUCAAGUUCGGAAGGUAGAGCUGCUUUUGCACGGGCAGUCGCGUCUCUAGAAGACGAGAACAAAUCAGAUGUUGCUGCUGCUUCCGGUUCCGAAGAUAGAGCUUCUCCUGCAGUAGCAGCCGCGUCUUUAGAAGAUGAGAAUACGAACAUAUCAGGUGUCGGAGAUAGAGCUUCUCCUGCACCGGCAGUAGAAGAUGAGAAAACGGACGCAUCAUCUGCCGCUGUUCCAAGUCGUGAAGAUGGAGCUUAUCCUGCAUUGGCGGUCAAGUCUUUAGAAGACGAGAACACGCCACCUGCUGCCGUUUCACCCACUGAAGACAGAGCUUCGCCAGCUCCGCUUAAGUCUUUGGAAGAUGAUCACAACACAGCUGCUGCUGCUGCUGCUGAAGAUAAAGCCUCUCCUGUAGAAGACCAGAAGAGAUCAAGUGAUGUUGUUUCAACGGCUGAAGACACUGCUCCUUCUACGCAUUCGAACGAAUCAGAUCCAACGGCUAAAGGUAAAGCUUCCCCUGCAGUGGCACUAAUGUCCUCCGAAGAUGAGAACAAAUCAGCUACUGCGGUUUCGGUUUCAACAGCCGAACAGAGUAGUAAUUCUCAAUCAGAAGCACCCAAGUCAGCCGACGUUUCGCCUUCUGCUGAAAAAGAUGCUCCACCGCAGAACUUGGGCGCGCCUAUAGACAGCAUACUCAUGGUACCGGAAGAUGGAGAUCCUCCCGGAGGGGGAGGGGCUAACCAUUAUAGUUACGCAACUUAUGGAGAAUCCAAGUCCUCGAGCGCGUUGGAAGUGAAAACGAGUAGAAACGACGUUUCCAAUGGACAUACACUUGGAGAUGACAAGGCAGAAGGCAAGAUAGUUGCGCGACCAACAACAGAUGAUGACUGCGUGCCUUCGGUUUCAUCUCCGUACCACAGAAGAUGUGUUAGUGUUGAUAUCAUUGCCAAAGUUCCUGCUAAUUAUAGUAGCAGUACUCCAAGUCCAAAAACCACUGAUUCUGCCAAAGGGACUGACAAUCCCGGCGGCUUAACCAGAACACAAAUCGACACAGCAGCACCCUUCGAGUCUGUCAAGGCCGCCGUUUCAAAGUUUGGGGGGAUUGUCGACUGGAAGGCCCACCGCGUGCAUACUGUCGAGAGACGGAAGUUCAUAGAGCAAGAGCUCGACAAAGCGCAGGAGGAAAUGCCGUCGUAUAAGCAACAAUGUCAGGCGGCCAACGAGGCGAAAAUCCAAGUCCUGAAGAAGCUAGAAAGCACUAAAAGACUAAUAGAAGAACUAAAGCUUAAUCUUGAAAGAGCACAAACAGAAGAGCAACAAGCAAAACAGGAUUCCGAACUUGCGAAGCUGAGGGUGGAAGAGAUGGAGCAAGGGAUCGCUGAUGAGGCUAGCUUUGCUGCCAAGGCGCAGCUUGAGGUCGCCAAGGCACGACACGCAGCUGCAGUUUCGGAGCUCAAAUCUGUUAAAGACGAACUCGAGCAACUCAGACGAGAUUAUGACUUGCUGAUAGCUGAGAAAGAAGCAGCUGAGAGAAAAGCCGAAGAAGCUCUCUUUGCAUCUAAACAAGUUGAGAAGUCAGUGGAGAGCUUGACAAUCGAACUUAUUACUCUGAAACAAUCGUUGGAUUCUGCACAUUCCGCACAUUUGGAGGCGGAGGAGCAUAGAAUCGGAGCGGUUAUGGCUAAAGAGCAAGACAGUCUUAACUGGGAGGUGGAGCUAAAACAGGCUGAGGAAGAGCUCGAGAAACUAAACCGGCAAAUGAUCACAACGAAAGAAUUGAAAUCGAAGCUGGCUGAAGCGAAGAGGUUGCUGCAGGAUUUGAAGGCUGAAUUGGCUGCUUAUAUGGAAUCCAAAUCGGAGGAAACCGGUAACGGGGAUCCACUGAAAGAGCCCGUGACAAAAACUCGCGCGGACAUUGAGACCGCCAUCAAUGCAGCGAAGAAGGAGCUAUCAGACGUAAAGCUCAAAAUAGAGAAAGCAACCAAGGAAGUGAACAUCUUGAAGGUGGCCUCGGCGUCGUUGAAAUCGCAGCUGGAGAAUGAAAGCGUGGAGCUUCAGGCCAUCCAAGAGAGGGAAGGGACGGCGUCGGCUGCAGCUGCAUCCCUCGAAGCAGAGCUGAAUAGGGUGAAGUCAGAAAUUGGCAUCAUGCAGACGAAGGAGCAAGAGGAGAGAGAGAAACUGGUUGAGCUUCCCAUGCAACUACAGAAGGCAGCUCAAGAGGCGGAACAGGCAAAGGAGCUUGCACGAACAGCCGGCGAGGAGCUCAAGAGAGCAAGAGACGAAGCAGAGGAGGCCAAGGCGGAGGUAAGCACGAGGGAAGGUAAACUACGCGCAGUUCAGAAAGAAAUCGAAGCUGCAAAGGCGGCCGAGAGGCUGGCACUGGCAGCUAUAAGUGCAUUGCAGGAGAGCGAGUCUGCUCAAAGGAACGUCGAAGAGGAUUCAGCAAACGGAAUCACACUAUCUUUAGAAGAGUACUACGAGCUCAGCAAGAGGGCUCACGAGGCCGAGGAGCAAGCAAACGCGAGGGUGGCCGCAGCUAUGUCUCAGAUCGAGGCGGCCAAGGAGUCGGAGCUCAAGAGCUUGAGUAAACUCGAGGAAGUGAGCCGCGAUAUGUCAAGGAGAAAGGAUGCGCUCGAGGUUGCCUUGCAGAAGGCCGAGCAAGCCACGGAGAGGAAACUCGGUGUUGAACAAGAACUCAGAAAGUGGAGAGCUGAUCACGAGUACAAACGGAAGAAUGCUGAAUCCCUUGGUCCACCACCUAUAAAUACUGGUAGAAGUUCAAAAGAUGGGAAAGAAUCUAAGAAUCAUGACCACCAUCAAAAGUCUCCCAAAGGCACUACCACCAAAGGCGGAGACUCCACUGCAGACGGGAAAGCUAAGAAGAAGAAGAAAUCAUUCUUCCCAAGAAUCUUCAUGUUCCUUGGAAGAAAGAAAUCAUCGCAUUCGUCCAAGGGAGAGUAGAGUAAUCAUCUCUUCAAAUUUUUCGUAUCUCACAUGGGAUGGGACCCUCUAUCCCUUUUUUAGUGGUGUCCCACUUUUAAUUUUUUUUAAUUUUAAUUCAUUAUAUUUUAGUGUUAUUUUAAGAUAAUUAAUUAGGAUUCACUAAUUCAUUUAGGGGGCGUUUACUUUGUAGGAUUAGCCUUGAUAGAUAAAAAUAGUAAGGCUUAUUAAUCCUUUGUUUACUUUGAUGGAUUGCAACUUUGGGAUAUCACAAGGCCCUUGAUUAUUUUUUAUCAUUCAAGCUAAUUUUACUUGAUUCUUAUC